CAGACCAGUUUCAACACCACAAAAUCUGGCGUGCUUCGUUUGACUACAAAAAUAGAAUUUAAUUUUUAUUUUGCGCUUCAACUAAAAUGGCAUUCCAGUUGCCUGCUACCACAAGUGCCCCUGCAGCUGCAGGUUCGUUCUCGUUCGGCACGAAUGCUCCAGCACCAGCAGCUGGCGCGGCCGCUGCUCCCGCCGCAAAGCCAGCAUUUUCAUUUGGCGGUCCAACCGGUCUCAACAUGGGCGGAGGAGAUGCGGAUAGCGCCAAGGCACAAGCUCCGCCACCGUUUAGCGGAUUCGGAUUGUCUGGAGCAACCACGGCGCCAGCACUCUCGCUAUCGACGACAUUGGGCGGAUCUAACACAGGCGUAACGUCAACUGCGGCACCAGCGGCCACAGCUGCAGCGCCAGCCUUCGGAGCGGGCUUUAUGGCCCAGCCCACGGCAGCAGCAACACAGGCAACCGCUGCACCCACUACGGGACUGAUUGGUGGCCCAUCGCUCGGUUUGACGACAACUCCAAAGAGCACAGCGGCACCAACAGCCGCUGUUGUGGCUCCUCUCACUGGAGUUGUGGCGCCUGCUGUCGGCACCGGUGGGGCAUUUGCCAAUUUAACAACCGAGACAAAGACUACGGAUUCGGCUGCAGUUUCGAAUGCUUCGCAACUUUCGUACAACCAACUGGAGGAGCACAUCAACAAGUGGACACUGGAGUUUGAGGAGCAGGAAAAAGUAUUCACCGAGCAGGCAACGCAGAUCAACGCCUGGGAUAAGUUGCUGAUCAGCAACAACCACAAAAUUAUCGAACUCAAUGAUGCCGUGAAGAAGGUGAAGAACGAUCAGCAGGUGCUGGACCAGGAGCUCGAGUUUAUUGCCACCCAGCACAAGGAGCUGGAGGAGAGUCUAGCGCCCCUGGAGAAGGAGUUCGUCGGCCUGCCAAGGGUCGACAUGGAGCGCAAUCAGACCUUCCUCAUGGUCGAGAAUCUGGAUACCCAGCUGAAGCAGAUGUCCGAGGACCUUAAGGAGAUCAUCGAUAACCUGAACGAGGCCAGCAAGGGCCAGGACCACAGAGAUCCGAUCAUACAAAUCGGCAAGAUCCUCAACGCCCACAUCAGCUCGCUGCAGUGGAUCGAGUCGCAGUCGAACAACAUCUGCAAGAAGCUCGACGACAUUGGCAAGAUCCACGACACCCAAAAGCGCGACGUCUUUCGUCCUCCAUUGAAGUGAAGUCUUCCCGUUAAUUGAAAUAAAGAAAUCGUUGUAACUAUAUA
Messenger RNA from Drosophila guanche, 1267 nucleotides. RefSeq names its product nuclear pore glycoprotein p62 (gene Nup62). Bases 87 to 1223 code for a protein of 378 amino acids. Gene Ontology annotation, molecular function: structural constituent of nuclear pore; phospholipid binding. Gene Ontology annotation, cellular component: nuclear pore; nuclear pore central transport channel. The record is from RefSeq and is a predicted model, not a curated record. Gene Ontology annotation, biological process: RNA export from nucleus; protein import into nucleus. Lineage: Eukaryota; Metazoa; Arthropoda; Insecta; Diptera; Drosophilidae. The transcript has a single exon.